Messenger RNA from Capsella rubella, 1624 nucleotides. RefSeq names its product UDP-glycosyltransferase 71B7. The transcript has a single exon. The coding region runs from base 77 to 1546 and encodes 489 amino acids. Gene Ontology annotation, molecular function: UDP-glycosyltransferase activity. NCBI's taxonomy places the organism in Eukaryota, Viridiplantae, Streptophyta, Magnoliopsida, Brassicales, Brassicaceae. The record is from RefSeq and is a predicted model, not a curated record.
AGUAUUGCGUUAUAAAGUGGAACGGAGGGAUUGUAACAGCACCGACAAGAAAAAGAGAGAAGAAGAAGGACAAAACAUGAAAUUUGAGCUUGUCUUCAUCCCUUCUCCUGGAGUCGGUCAUCUCCGAUCAAUGGUGGAGAUGGCGAAGCUACUAGUGAGCCGUGAAACCAGCCUUUCUAUCUCCGUCAUCAUCGUUCCUUUCAUUUCCGGAGGGCAAGCCGGUGCUUCAGAUUACGUUGCAUCGCUCUCCGCUGCAUCCAACAGCCGCCUACGCUACAAAGUGAUCAUCUCCGCCGAAGACGAACCAAUAUCGGAGCUGACAACUUUCGAAAACCAUAUCGAGAACCAGGUGCCCAAGGCUAAAAGCGCCGUCGCGAAACUCGUCGAAGACUACACGGCGGUACCGGACUCGCCGAGGAUUGUUGGGAUCGUCCUAGACAUAUUCUCCACGUCGAUGAUGGAUGUGGCGAAAGAGUUUGGUGUUCCGAGUUAUGUAUUUUGUGCGACAAAUGCAGGAAUGUUCCCACUUACAUAUCAUAUUCAGAUGCAGUUCGAUGAGAACAAGUACGAUGUUAGUGAAAGUGAUCACGUAGACUCGGAAGCUGUGUUGAACGUUCCAGGUUUGAGUCGUCCUUAUCCGGUGAAGUGUCUUCCUGACAUUUUCGCAUCUAAAGUGACGCUCCCAAUGUUUGUAAAUCAAGCGAGAAAAUUUAGAGAAAUGAAGGGUAUUUUGAUAAAUACUGUUGCUGAGCUUGAACCUUAUGUGUUGAAGUUUCUUUCAAGUGGUGAUUGUGAUACUCCUCCUGUUUAUCCUGUUGGACCAUUGUUGAAACUCGAGAGCCAAGUUGGUGGUUCCAAGGACGAGAAACCAUCUGAUAUUUUACGGUGGUUAGACGAGCAACCACCCAGUUCGGUUGUGUUCCUCUGCUUUGGGAGCUUGGGAGGCUUCAGUGAGGAACAAGCAAGAGAAAUCGCCCUAGCGCUGGAACGAAGUGGCCACCGGUUUAUCUGGUCUCUCCGUCGUGCAUCCCCUAAUAUAUUUAGGGAACCUCCUAAAGAGUUUACGAACCUAGAAGAAGUUCUUCCUGAAGGAUUUUUGGAUCGGACCAAAGAUAUAGGAAGAGUGAUCGGAUGGGCUCCGCAGACGGCCGUGCUUGCGAAUCCGGCUAUUGGAGGAUUCGUCACUCAUUGCGGGUGGAACUCAAUGCUAGAGAGCCUUUGGUUCGGUGUCCCCAUGGCUGCAUGGCCGUUAUACGCAGAGCAGAAGUUUAACGCCUUUAUGAUGGUGGAGGAGCUUGGAUUGGCGGUGGAGAUAAAGAAAUACUGGCGAGAGAAUCAUUUAACGGGAACGUCGACGGUCAUCGUGACAGCAGAGGAGAUAGAGACAUCAUUCAAGUGUCUCAUGGACAAGGAUAGUGACGUGAGGAAAAAAGUUAAGGAAAUGAGCAAGAAAUGUCACGUUGCCCUAACGGACGGUGGGUCGUCGAGGAUUGCGUUGGAUAAGUUUUUUGAAGACGUUACCAAGAAUUAUCGUUUCAAAGAUUAAAGAAUAUGAGUGUGUACCCAAAUAAGGCAUAAUUGAGUUUAAACUAUCAUAUAUAUUAGUCAAUGCCAUCUUUAACUC